This is a messenger RNA of Dovyalis caffra, 459 nucleotides long. NCBI's taxonomy places the organism in Eukaryota, Viridiplantae, Streptophyta, Magnoliopsida, Malpighiales, Salicaceae. The record is from the annotation of a GenBank genome assembly.
AUGUUGUUGCAGAUGAGUCACGGUGGGAGUUGCAUUGUUGCUGGAGUCUCUGCUGCUUCCAGUGUUGGCAGUAACGUUGGAGUCUUUGCUGGAGCUUCUGUUUCUGCCAUCCUUAGAGUUCCUGAUGUCGCAUCAGGCGAUUCUGGCCACUGUUCUCACCGCUCCCCAGUUGGACGUGCUCAAGGCAUUUACGCAUCUUUGGAUGGGCUCAAUUUGCAUGUCAUGAUCUCAACUGUGUUCACCAGUGAGGCCUAUAAUGGCAGCACAAUGGAGAUACAAAGUAAUAGUGAGCAAUUUCAGGCCGUUAGAGAGGUGUUCAUAUUGUCUAGGACAGGAAUGUUCAGGUAUGCAAGGGACUAUGCUACAUUCGAGACAUAUUAUUUGGAUAUUCCUGCUGGUUACUCGGUUAUUCGGUGCUGUCUUUGGGUACUUCAUUGCCAGGAAUAUCAUGGAGUAUAG